Messenger RNA from Ostreococcus lucimarinus CCE9901, 1597 nucleotides. RefSeq lists its product with no specific name. The coding region runs from base 1 to 1575 and encodes 524 amino acids. The transcript is spliced from 2 exons. Gene Ontology annotation, biological process: prolyl-tRNA aminoacylation. NCBI's taxonomy places the organism in Eukaryota, Viridiplantae, Chlorophyta, Mamiellophyceae, Mamiellales, Bathycoccaceae. Gene Ontology annotation, molecular function: proline-tRNA ligase activity; ATP binding. Gene Ontology annotation, cellular component: aminoacyl-tRNA synthetase multienzyme complex; cytoplasm. The record is from RefSeq and is a predicted model, not a curated record.
AUGCCCAAGGCAAAAGCCGCGAAAGCACCGAAGGAGAAGAAGGCGGACGAUCCGAACAAGUCGGCGCCCGGGGCUGGGAAAGCUGAGAAGAAGAAGGAGACGGGUCUCGGUUUAUCCACCAAGCGCGACGAGGAUUUCGGCGCGUGGUAUUCGCAAGUGGUCGUCGCGGGAGAUCUCAUCGAUUAUUACGAUAUUUCUGGUUGCUACAUCUUGAAGCCGUGGGCGUACGCGCAAUGGGAGUACUUGAAAGAAUUCUUCGAUCGCGAGAUCAAAGAGCUCGAGGUGGAAAACUGCUACUUCCCCAUGUUCGUCUCGGCGAGCCGAUUAGAAGCGGAGAAGGACCACAUCGAAGACUUCGCCCCGGAAGUUGCGUGGGUUACUCGAAGCGGAAACACCGAUCUCGAGGUCCCGAUCGCGGUUCGCCCGACAUCAGAGACGGUGAUGUACCCGCAUUACGCGCAAUGGAUUCGUUCGCACAGAGACUUGCCUUUGCGAUUAAACCAGUGGUGCAACGUCGUGCGCUGGGAAUUUAAGCAUCCAACUCCGUUCAUUCGUUCGCGCGAGUUCUUGUGGCAAGAGGGACACACCGCUUACAGUAGCAAAGCGGAAUGCGACGUCGAGGUGCGUCAAAUCUUGGAGCUCUACCGUCGAGUGUAUGAAGAAUAUCUGGCCGUGCCCGUCGUUCCGGGUAAGAAAUCUGAAAAGGAAAAGUUUGCCGGUGGAGAUUACACUACUACGGUCGAAGCGUACGUGCCGGGAUCUGGUAGAGGCGUGCAGGGUGCGACGUCACACUGCUUGGGCCAAAACUUCGCGAAAAUGUUCAACAUCGAGUACGAAGACGCGAAGGGUGGGCGCUCUUUGGUGUGGCAAAACUCGUGGGGCUUCACCACGAGAACGCUUGGUGUCAUGUACAUGGUGCACGGCGAUGACGACGGCCUCGUGCUGCCGCCAAAGGUCGCGCCGGUGCAGGCGAUCGUCAUUCCAAUCCCUAAUAGUAAGCUUUCGGACGAGGCCAAGCAGAAGAUGGACGAAAUCGCGACUGGCAUGUGCAAGUCGCUCAAGGCCGCUGGCGUGCGAUCCAAGCUCGAUAACCGCGACAACUACACGCCAGGUUGGAAGUAUAACCACUGGGAACUGAAGGGGGUGCCGAUGCGCGUCGAAUUCGGCGCGCGCGACUUAGAAACUGGCACGUGCGUGAUCGCCAGACGUGACACUCGCGAGAAGGAAACGGUCAAAAUCGAAGAUUUGACUAAGCGAUGCUCCGAGUUGUGCGAACAAAUCCAAAAGGACAUGUUCGAGCGCGCUAGGAAGAUUCGCGACGAAAACAUCGUCUCUCUCACGUCUUGGGACGGCUUCAUCGAAGCCUUGGACGCCAAGAAGCUCAUCAUGACACCGUGGUGCAACACCAAGGACAGCGAAGAGCUCGUCAAGAAGAAGUCUACCGCCGAGUCCACGGGCGGUGCGGCGAAAACGCUGUGUAUCCCGUUCGAGCAACCCGCGCUCGAAGCCGGCACCAAGUGCUUCAUCACGGGCGAACCCGCCACAUGCUGGGUUCUCUGGGGCCGAUCCUACUAGAUAAUCGCCGCGCGAGUGCGCG